Debaryomyces fabryi is the source of this 750-nucleotide messenger RNA. RefSeq lists its product as uncharacterized. Lineage: Eukaryota; Fungi; Ascomycota; Pichiomycetes; Serinales; Debaryomycetaceae. The transcript has a single exon. The record is from RefSeq and is a predicted model, not a curated record. The coding region runs from base 1 to 750 and encodes 249 amino acids.
AUGCUUGAAGACCAAUAUCUAGAUAUUUACGUACGAUUAUCGUAUCAUAUUCUCACUAGAGAUACAGAAAUCGAAAAACCAUACAAGCAAUUUUGUCUUCAAUAUUGCAGCCUGUUGAAACAAAUUAUACAAUCGUCUCAGCUUUCCAGUAUUAAUCUUAUAAUAAGCUGGUACUACUUAUACAAAUAUACGAGCAAUACAGUGUGUGUGAUCGAUGCGGAAGAGGACUUGUCAUUAAUAAAGCAUCUUAUCUUCACAUCAUUCAUUUUGGCAAAUAAAACCUUUGAUGAUCAAUGCUACUCCUGCAAAACUUGGUGCAACAUCGCAAACAGUAGCGCAACAAAUUACAAAUACGACUUAAAGCUUAUAAACAACCUUGAGUCACAUUUCUUGUCGGUGGUAGACUACAGGCUUUCAUUUACAGCUAUUGAUGACAGUGAUUUCUGGACUUUUAUGAAAGUAGUUUUUAAUGCUACCAGUGUGCCUGGUCACGUGCUUCACCACUUUAAGUCUAAAAUCACACCUACAGACGACCCACUUCCAUCUAUUCCCGUUACACCUAUAUUAUAUGACAACUUUGCGUCCCCUGCUACUGUUUCACUUAAAUCACCUUUGACUCCAUUAACGCCAUUUUCUCUUGAUAGAAAGCGUACAUAUAGCAACAUGAAUCACAGCAGCUUUGAAAAGUUGUGCAACAGCAUUAAUCUAGACGAGUUAACCAAUUUCCAAUUCAGUUUUACGGCUCAGUAA